AUGUUGCUUUUUGGAGAUACAGUGUUUGUGUUGUGUCUGGGCUUAGCCAGUCUAUCAACGAUCAUGACUGAAAGAUGUGUUUAUAACGUCGGGGGCUGUGACUGUUUACCUGGUCAAGUCAAGUGUGUAAAUCUGGAGGAGAUCCCCCCGCUAUCAACGGGUACUGACGUCACAAACGUGUCAAGCGUGACAUUUAUCAUGGGAAGCUUCACAUCAGUGGAUAUACACAGCCUACCACCUGGCCUUGCGGAUCUGGAAUUUGCAUUUAUUCCUCUCAUGAACAUCUCGGAUGAUGCCUUUGACAAUUCAGCGAAAACCUUGACCCAUCUACAAAUCUCUUAUUGCUACAUGUCAUCUCUACCUAAAGCUUUACUCCGUUUGACCAGUCUGAGGACUUUGAGAAUUAGUGACACAAAUACCGAUGUCUGGGACACCGACAUACUUCAGCACAUCGCCAAAACUGUGACGGAUUUACAGCUGCAGGAUGUAGUUUUUCUGGAAUGGCCUGUAUGGUUCUCGUAUUUUCAAUCACUUACAACGGCAGCCCUAAGUUUGGAGCACUUUGACUCUCUUCCUGACGACGCCUUUAACUCUACUAGCAGCAUAGAGGAACUCAAGCUGACGGAAUGGAAUUUUACUCAUACUCCUGCUGCUCUGUCAACGCUGAAGAAUUUGACAGACCUCCAGAUAAGUGGAACCACAAGAAACAGCAUAGAUGGUACUCUGGGAAUGGAUAAACUAGCAUUGUUUCCCUUAGCGACCACGCUUCAGAAUCUCACUGUCUCUUACAUGGGGCUGACAGAAAUUCCCGACUUCUCAUACAUGACACAUCUGCUCAAGCUUGAACUACACAGAAACAACAUAUCAGUAUUUCCAGCUAAUAGAUUACCCUUGUCUUUAGAAUACUUAUCGCUUGCCUACAACUAUGUAACAUCGGUGACUGUAGAUUUUCCCCUUAUAAUAAAUCUCUUAUCCUUAACCUUAUCGGCAAAUAAAAUCAGCGAAGUUAAUUUUGAUAUGUUUCCGAAAAACCUUGUCUACCUAGAUUUACAAUCAAAUUCCAUAAAUAAAAUAACGGGUGGAAAUUCUACACAAUACCUGCAUUUAAAUACCCUAAUCUUGAAUUAUAAUCCAAUAAAGGAAAUUUCCCCUUCCGCAUUUAGAGAUUUGGUAAAUCUGACAAAACUUCAAAUGGACAAUACCGGUCUGACUUCAUUUCCUCUGGCACUCACAUCAUUAGAAAAGCUUAGCACCCUAUCGUUAGGAGAUAAUACGUUGUUAUGUUCUUCUCCACCUUCCCAUGAAAUCAUGGCAUGGUAUCAUGUAUAUGGCUCACACAUAUCUAUCUAUGCAAACUGUCCUAAUGUAGGCAGAAUAUCCCAGUACUUGACAUUUGGGUUGCCUACAACUACUUGUACUACAUGUACUUCUACAACCAUAUUAUCCAGCAAAGCGGCAGCUCUUGAAUCCUGCUUGCUGUAUGGAUACUUUUGUUUAUUUCUGUUUCUUUCAUCCAUGGUACAUUAA
Molecule: messenger RNA, 1527 nt
Organism: Candidula unifasciata
Lineage: Eukaryota; Metazoa; Mollusca; Gastropoda; Stylommatophora; Geomitridae
Source: the annotation of a GenBank genome assembly